AGCAUACUAAGUACGGUAGCCCUUACUUGAACUUUCUAACAUACAUGGAUACAAUUGGAAUUGGCAGUCACGAUUGUGGUCGCAGCUCCAUAUUCAUCACCGUAUAACAUAACAUCAUGGAUAUUACGACCUGUUGGGAUAAAUCUCUUACGGAGGCUUGUACAUUUGCUUGUUGUACCUACUCCUAAAAGUCCCCUACCCCGAGAUGCUUCAUUUCUGCAACUUCCACGUGAAUUAUUCCUUACAUCUUUUACAUUGAGCUAUAAACAUCGUCUCAAGAACGCGAUAUUCCUCUAGUAAAGGGUCUUAUCUUUUUAUCUUCAUUCUCGCUCAAUAUCCCAGGCAACUUCCCGAUAUGGAAUACGGCAAAUCUCAAGACCAAGUUCCACCAGUCAUGGAUCUCCUCGGUACGAGCCUUGACAGAGAAUCCCCGCUUGAUACGGACAUGGAAAACCGGGAAAAUGCUACAUAGCCAGAUGAUUCUGGGCGGCAUUCUUUAAUGUUGUUUAUUCGCGAAUUGGAGCUUGAGCCAAGAGCGCGCUGUUGCCAUAUAUACUAACGUGCUUGCGUACCUUUACAAUAGCAAUGAUGACAAGAGCGUGGUCUAUAUCGCGCCGACAAUGGGUUUUUUAUCUUGUCGGCGCCGUGAAUUGGUUAUCAGCUGUGGUAUACAGCCAGGCCCCACCUACAGCAUAUUUACGAACACCGUCCGCCAACCAGCUUGAAUGGCAUGCGCUCGAAUAUUAUGCAUUCAUACACUUUGGCCCCAACACAUUCACAAAUGAGGAAUGGGGAACUAGCCAGAGUACGCCUGACGUAUUUGCGCCGACGGCAUUGGACACGGAUCAAUGGGCUAAGUCGUUCGCGGACGCCGGCAUGGCGGGGAUGAUCUUGACAGCAAAACAUCACGAUGGCAUGGCGCUGUGGGAUACAAAUACCACAACAUAUAAGAUCAGCAACGGAAAGUGGGCAAAAGAUCGUGUUUCUCAAGGUCUAAACGCCGACGUUGUGCAAAUGGCAGCCGCUUCUGCGAAGAAGUACGGCAUCAAAUUUGGCAUCUAUCUGUCGCCGUGGGAUAUCCAUCGCGAUCCUGCUAUGUCGAAGACGAACUUGACUGGGACGAUUUAUGACGAACCGCAGAUUUUCGGGGAUAAUACUCCGGGGGACUAUAAUGAGUUUUACGCUCAGCAGCUGACGGAACUGGUGACGAUGAAGCUUAGCGACGGUUCGCCCAUUCAGGUAUCGGAGUUGUGGCUUGACGGGAACAGUGGGUCGGCUACUGUGCAGACGUUUAACUGGACCGACUUCCGCAACAUCAUUCACGAGUACCAGCCAGGGGCGAUCAUGUGGGGGCAUCAAGGGGUUGAUGCGCGAUGGGUAGGCAAUGAGGACGGCGUGACGGUGGCAACGAAUUGGCACACGAUUAGUCGGACGCAGGAUGAACCGCACUAUUCGGGAGAUCAAUUGGAAACCGGGGUCCGCGAUGGUGCAUACUGGACGCCGGCGGAAGCAGAUGCGCGUCUACGAGAUGGCUGGUUUUACCAUGCCAAUGAGAAGUCCAAGACGGCCGACACGCUAAUGACUAUGUACAUGCAGUCAGUAGGCCGAAGCGUGAAUCUUUUGCUAGACGUUCCCCCCGAUACGACUGGUCAGAUUGUUGAGGGUGAUGUGGAUAUCUUGCUUCAAUUCGGGUCUCAGCGCGACGCGUUUCUGAGCCGGACAAUACUCAACCCUGGGCUUCCUGUAAACGCUAGCAGCGUCCGUGGUGAGGAUUUCGCGCUUUACGGACCAGCCAACGUGCUCGACGGCAAUAAAGAUACAUACUGGGCUGUCAAUGACAAUGAGACAACCAGCACUCUUGAAGUUGACUUAGAUGGUACAUACACCGUCGACGCCUUCAUCACGCAGGAGCAUAUCGCCUUAGGUCAGAGAGUAGGAGGGUACGCGAUCGACGCUGUUGUAAACGGCACCUACCAGACGCUCGCUACAGGCACGUCAUUGGGAUACAAACGUAUUGAUCGGUUAAGCGCCUCUGUUGAGACAAACAGGAUACGUCUCCGCAUCACGCAGGCGAAUGCCACUCCUUUAGUUAAUAGUUUUCAGGUACUUGGUGCGCGAAGCGGCUCUGUAUGAGCACGAUAUGAUUAGAGACCGCGGGCUUGCGAAGGUCUGGGUCAAAAAUUUCGCAUAUUUGCUCGAGCGCCAAAAUUGUGUGUUGAGAUAGUGUGGCAGUGUGGCGUUCUUCUUCAGUGGCUCGGCCCCUAGAAUUUAGUGGAUAUCCGCUAUAUCUCAGUGGAGGUAGGGUCUCCAGGGCUACGUCUUAACCUAUCCCAAUACAAUAUUUAGCGAUUGCUUGUCCGAUACGCGAAAUUUUCUACCUACCUAGACUUGAGAGCAGAAUUGAUAUAUAUUGCG
This is a messenger RNA of Annulohypoxylon maeteangense, 2415 nucleotides long. Its product is annotated as carbohydrate-binding module family 32 protein. Gene Ontology annotation, cellular component: lysosome. Lineage: Eukaryota; Fungi; Ascomycota; Sordariomycetes; Xylariales; Hypoxylaceae. The record is from RefSeq and is a predicted model, not a curated record. Gene Ontology annotation, biological process: glycoside catabolic process; fucose metabolic process. Gene Ontology annotation, molecular function: alpha-L-fucosidase activity. The transcript has a single exon. Bases 586 to 2133 code for a protein of 515 amino acids.